CCUCUCAUGUACCCCAUGGACCCAGAAGUCAAAAGGAAGGAUCUAGAGAUCUAUGAGCCUGUGACUGAUCCCCAGGGGCCUGCCAUGACUUGGAGCAUGUUUGCAAUUGGCUGGUUGGAGCUGAAGGAAAUCAAAAGAGCACAACAACAGAUGAGCAAAUGUUUCAGAAACAUCACCGAGCCAUUCAAGAUCUGGGUGGAAACCUCUGAUGGAUCAGGAGCUGUAAAUUUCUUGACCGGCAUGGGUGGAUUUCUGCAAGCCAUCUUUUUUGGAUAUGCUGGGUUCAGGAUCUCCAGAAGCUGCCUGAAAUUUGACCCUGUUUAUCCUGAUGACAUAAAGCAGCUGAACAUUACUGGAAUUUGCUACUUAGGAAGCAAGCUGAAUCUCAUCUUCACCAAAGAGAAAACCACCAUCCAAAUGACUAAGUCUUCUCCAAUUUACACUUAUCUGUUCUGGAGGUGGUACUGGCUGGAACAGGAGAGCAUCUGUCCUUAAAAGAAGGGAAAAGUGUUUCCUUCUUUACAACUGCUGGCUGGAUUCAGAAAGAAUCUGUUCUGCCAUGAAAGCCGGCUGGGUGACUUUGGGCCAGUUCCUCUCUCUCAGCUCAACCUACCUCACAGGGUUGUUGUUGUUGUUGUUGUUGUUGUUGUUGUUGGGAAUAAAGGAAAAGGAAGGUGUAUUAUACCCAACACACUCUGAAUUAUUUCUAAAAAUAAUAAGUACAGUUUAAGUAAAGAAGCAAUGACACAUAUAAAAACAAUUAAAAAGAUGACAAUUUUUUAUUCUAUGUUAUUACAGGCAUAUUACAGAGAUUUUUACUAAUUUCUCAGCAAUAUUAUUGGAGAAAUGUUUCUUUAAUCAGUACCUAAUGUUAUACAGCCUGGGAUAAUACAAAUUCUAUGGAUACUUAAUUGAAAAAAGUGCCUUUGUCUUCCUGCUUUAAUAUUGUUGAGUUGUAGGAAUCCAACUGGGUGUUGAACAUUUAUAUCAUUUGCACAAUGUAAUUCUUGCAUUAGAGGUAAUCAUCGACUUACAACAGUUCAUUUAGUGACUACUCAAAGUUACAAAGGCACUGAAAAAAAACUGGCAUGACCA
This is a messenger RNA of Thamnophis elegans (Western terrestrial garter snake), 1095 nucleotides long. Its product is annotated as protein-glucosylgalactosylhydroxylysine glucosidase-like. Bases 7 to 495 code for a protein of 162 amino acids. The transcript has 5 exons. Lineage: Eukaryota; Metazoa; Chordata; Lepidosauria; Squamata; Natricidae. Gene Ontology annotation, biological process: carbohydrate metabolic process. The record is from RefSeq and is a predicted model, not a curated record.